Messenger RNA from Branchiostoma belcheri (Belcher's lancelet), 1304 nucleotides. Its product is annotated as ubiquitin-conjugating enzyme E2Q-like protein 1. The coding region runs from base 310 to 1242 and encodes 310 amino acids. The record is from RefSeq and is a predicted model, not a curated record. Lineage: Eukaryota; Metazoa; Chordata; Leptocardii; Amphioxiformes; Branchiostomatidae. The transcript has 3 exons.
CGGGCAGCUACAAAACACAGUGUAUUCCGCAGACGAUAGCAGAGAGCUGAGGAGGAUUUGCCUCGACGUGAAGGAAAGAAGCGUGGGGGAUGUGCGUGUGAGUGGUGAAUUUCGGUAGCAGAAAGAAGGCGGAGGCGUAUUAUCCGUGGGCGGUUGUCGUAAGACUAAGAGAGAGAGAACGCAGCCGUAUUUUCUUUUCUCCAUAAUUUUUGCAUCCUUGCGGGGGAAUCUUUCCUCAUCUUGCUGCUUGAGCGAACUGUUGCGCCGGCCGGGCGGACACAGCAGUCAGACAACACCUCGGGCGGUACUAUGGCCGCGAUUUUGAGAAGACUGCUCCGCUCGAAGAAUCACCACGGCGAGAGAGGGCGGGACAAAAACAAGAACAUUCGUCUGUCGGCCUCGGUAGACUGUGCAAUGGGGAGCGGCACAGGUGCAGGUAGUAAGGAUGUGGCAGGAGGAGGAGGAGGAGGAGGAGGGGUACCGGUAGUAGCACCUGUCAGCAGAGAUGCUAACGGCAACAACAACAGCAGGUUCCUCCCCGGCAACCUGGAGCAAGCAGACGCGGAGAACGGUAACGUCAACGCUAACGCGAUUAACGUGGCGGUGGGACCAAACAAGAACAUGAGGGCGAAGAGCUUGGACCGGGGCACCAGUGCAGACUACAACGCCAACAGACGGGCGAGCACGGGGAGAGUUCCGCUCGACAACGUGAAGAUGCCAACAAGAGAGCACGCGCUACAGGUUCGCAGUCGUCGGCUAAUGCGCGAGCUUCAAGAGGUCCGAAAGCACAAGGACGGCGUGUUUGAGGUUGAUCUAGUUGAAGACAACCUGUACGAGUGGAACGUGAAACUGUACAAGGUAGACCCCGACUCGGAGUUCUACCAGGACAUGCAGGAGAUGGGGACCGAGUUUGUACUUCUCAACCUGACGUUUCCCGAAAACUUCCCCUUCUCCCCUCCGUUCAUGCGCGUGCUCACGCCAAAAAUCGAAAACGGGUACGUGAUGGACGGCGGGGCCAUCUGCAUGGAACUGCUCACCCCCAAGGGGUGGUCCAGCGCAUACACGGUGGAGGCGAUCAUCCUACAAUUCAGUGCCAGUCUGGUCAAGGGAAAGGGGCGCAUCAACCGCAAGACCAAGAAGAAGGACACCUACACCCGGUCGCACGCGGAAGCCUCGUUUCGCAACGUGGUCAAGACUCACGAGAAGUACGGGUGGGUCACCCCACCGGCUGGCGAUGGUUGAGUCGUACACACACACAAGGUAACGAUAAUACAUGUACACACGGUCAUCAGGAUGGAGACUGU